Neltuma alba is the source of this 1867-nucleotide messenger RNA. RefSeq names its product UBP1-associated protein 2C-like. The transcript is spliced from 2 exons. Gene Ontology annotation, cellular component: nucleus. Gene Ontology annotation, molecular function: RNA binding. Bases 38 to 1273 code for a protein of 411 amino acids. Lineage: Eukaryota; Viridiplantae; Streptophyta; Magnoliopsida; Fabales; Fabaceae. The record is from RefSeq and is a predicted model, not a curated record.
UCCCUAAUCUGCAAAGCCUGACCGAAGUCUUUUUGCCAUGGAUUUCUCCAAGAAGCGCAAAGCCGAGGAGAACGGAAUCGACGAUUCUGUGCCCUCAACAACCCCGCUUGGUGCAGAUGACAUCCGCAAGAUCCUCCAACCCUUCAAUCAAGAACAGCUUAUCGACCUGCUUCUUUCAGCUGCUCUUCAUCACCCUGACGUUCUUGAGUCUAUACGUUCCGUCGCCGACCGUGAUUCCACCCUUCGGAAACUCUUUGUUCGGGGGCUUGCAGGGGAAACCACCACGGAGACACUUAGCAGUGUUUUCUCCUCCUUUGGGGUGCUCGAUGAGGCGAUUGUUAUCUUCGACAAAACGACCGGGAAGUCCAAAGGAUACGGCUUUGUGACGUUUAAACACGUUGAUGGUGCUAUAUUGGCUUUGAAAGAGCCCAGUAAGAAAAUUGACGGGAGAAUGACGGUGACCCAGCUUGCAGCUUCUGGAUUGUCGGCCAGUCAAGGGACUAAUGCGGCUGCCGCAGCUGCAAGUGAUGUUUCUGCCCGAAAAAUUUUUGUGGGCAAUGUACCGUUUGAUAUUUCGUCGGAGAGGCUGUUGAGUUACUUUUUGGCUUAUGGGGAAAUCGAAGAAGGGCCUCUUGGGUUUGACAAAGCUAACGGAAAGUCCAAAGGUUUUGCGUUCUUUGUGUACAAAACGGAGGAGGGUGCUAGGGCGUCUCUAGUUGAGCCAGUCAAGACUAUUGAUGGGCACCAAGUGCUUUGUAAAUUGGCCAUGGAUAACAAGAAGGGGAAAUCAGGAGGAGCUCCUAACCAGGGCCCUGCUGGGUUACCAGGUAAUGGCAUGGCAGCACAACAGCCGCAACCAUCUUUACCUGGCCCUAUGAUGGGAUCAAACUAUGGGGGUCAUGGCCCUUCAUAUGGGGGAUUUGGUGGUGCGCAUCAGGGCCCUAUGGCUAUGCCUAGUAAUAAUUAUGGAUUGCAGUCUUCAUUGCCGCCGUAUGGGACGCAGGUUCCAUCUACCUUAACUCCUAAUAGCGGUGGGGGGUACGGUCCCGGUAUUGGAGGGGCUUAUAGUGGCUCUCAGUUCAGUGGGCCUACUUCUGGUGAUUAUGGCGCUAGGCUGCCUUCAUCCUCUGCUGGAAUGCCGACCGGAGGAUAUCCAGAUGGUUCGCAUUAUAAUUUGCCCUCAUCUGCUGUUCCCUCUCAGCAUCAACAGCCCAUGCAAAUGCCAAGGAUGGCCCCAGGAGGAAUGUACCAAGGCAUGCCGCCAUACUACUGAGGUUUGUGAUGGCUUCUUGGGCGCUUAUGCUUUAAAUGGUUAUGCUGAUUUCGUGAAUCCAGACAAUGAAUACUUUGGUUUUGAUUACAUGGACUGCUGUGAAUUUGUUGCUGCUUCACUACCUCUGCUUCUAUGUGUUGUUCCUAUUUGUGAUAGGUUUUAGUGAAAGCUUACAUGAGUUUGCUUAGUAUUUGAAUGUAGUAUUCAUAUGAAGAUUUGUAGAACGUUUUAUUGGAUGAUUUUCGUCUAAAUAGGGUUUUAAAUUAUUCAAUAGAUACAAAGGUGCUUAUGCCUCCUGCAUGAAAAAAAAAGGUGUUCACCUUGAACUUUGAUGCAUCUUUAGCCGUUGAUCAUUUUACUCUGUAUCUCUGGUCAUUAUGUGGCUACUGAGCAUUUGUUUCACUAUCUGGGGUUUGUAUUCUUGAGCAUUUCUUGAAAUAUCCUUGUAAUCGAUCUUUAAAUUCUCGAGUCUUGAGGGCGUAAAUCAGUUGAGGCAAGCCUUUUGAGACUAUGCAUAUUAUCUUAGGUCUGUUAUUGAUUUGGCACUCAGACUUAGACUUGUUUAAAAAUUGCCUACCUUGAGUAUUAUUCUUA